AUGCCGGAGCUACCAGAGGUAGAGGCGGCGAGGAAGGCGGUGGAAGACAACUGUAUCGGGAAGAAGAUAACCAAGUGUAUCGUCGCCGAUGAUUCAAAAGUCAUCGAUGGUGUUUCUCACACCGAUUUUGAAGCUUCCGUAAUCGGCAAAACCAUUGUUGCAGCUCGCCGGAAGGGCAAGAACAUGUGGCUUCAGCUCGAUUCUCCACCGUUUCCUUCCUUCCAAUUCGGUAUGGCUGGUGCAAUAUACAUCAAGGGAGUUGCAGUGACAAAGUACAAAAGGUCUGCUGUAAAUGAUGAGGAUGAAUGGCCUUCCAAAUAUUCAAAGUUUUUUAUUCAGCUAGAUGAUGGUUUAGAGAUAUCUUUCACUGACAAAAGGAGAUUUGCGAAAGUUCGCCUGCUCAAAGAUCCGACAUCAGUGCCUCCCAUAUCUGAGCUUGGUCCUGAUGCACUCUUUGAACCCAUGACACUUGACGAAUUCACUGGGCGUUUGCACAAGAAGAAAACAGAAAUCAAGGCUUUAUUACUAGAUCAAAGCUAUAUUUCAGGUAUUGGAAAUUGGGUUGCAGAUGAAGUGCUCUACCAAGCAAGGAUUCAUCCACAGCAGACAGCUUCUAGCUUGUCAGGAGAAAACUGCUCAACUUUGUAUGAGUGCAUUACAGAGGUUAUUCAAUUUGCUGUUGGAGUUGAUGCUGACUGUAGCCGUUUUCCCCUUGAAUGGUUAUUUCAUUUUCGAUGGGGGAAAAAGCCUGGAAAAAUAAGUGUUGAAGUUGGAGCAGAUAGUAGUCAAUAUCCCACUAAUUGGAUAUUUCAUUUUCGUGAAAAGAAGCCCGGCAAAGCUUUUGUUGACGGGAAAGAAAUUGACUUCAUCACCGCAGGUGGCAGGACAACUGCGUACGUGCCAGAGCUGCAAAAGCUAAGUGGACCACAAAAGUUAAAAGAAACUGGUAAAGCUAGAGGGAAAACCUCAAAGAAAGCAAAAGGAGAUGAUGAUAACAACGAUGACAUUGUGAAUCCUACAAAGAAGGAAGACCAGAAUUUGGGAAAGAAGGGGGCAAAGGCUGGAGCUAAAGGCAGAAAACCUUCUAAAAGAAAAAAGACUGAGGAAAGUGACGAUGACAAUGAUGGUGAUGCUGAUACUGAUAAUGACGAUGACAGUGAUCAAGUUGAAAAGAAGAAACCAGCUCCGGCUAACAAGCAAUCAAAGAAAAGUGUUCAAAGCAAUCAAAAUAGUAAGAGUACUAGGAGUAAAGCUAAGUAA
Messenger RNA from Lathyrus sativus (Indian pea), 1260 nucleotides. The record is from the annotation of a GenBank genome assembly. NCBI's taxonomy places the organism in Eukaryota, Viridiplantae, Streptophyta, Magnoliopsida, Fabales, Fabaceae.